AUGGUAGGUACAAACACGGAACUUGAUAAUACCCAGAAUACAUAUCGAUUCAGCGAUAUCAAGGGCUGUGAAAAGAUUGAGAAAGAUUGUCAGGCUGGGAACCUCCCAGAAAAUGUUGUUAACAGAGCAAAAUAUCUUUGGAAGAUGCUCUCCCAGGCUACUACAGACUUCAGUUGUCUUCAUUUGGAUGAAACAAUGAAUGAACUGCAAGCAGUUCUUGUUGCUUGCUGUAUCUACAUCGCUUGUCGACAGUGCGAAAUUCCCAGAACCUUCAUUGCAAUUCGGGUGCUCACAAAAACUUCUUCGCUGGAAUUCCGUCAGUCUGUUCGCGAAUCUUUUAGGAUUAUUCAGAAGUAUAUCUUUGAGACUAAAUGCUCUUGCUUGAGGGCAUUCAGGACACCUUCUAAGGGAUGCUGCCAAGUAUGUCAUAGGCUGUACAAAAACGAUGCCGUGAGCAGAAUAUCCGAGGCACUAGUGUUCUGUGUAGAAUGUUCGGGUGCAAAUCACAUGAGUUGUUUGACAUCACUCAGCGCGACGAGUCCGACCCCCAACCCUAGUAGCUUGAUUUGCCGACGAUGCAUUCCAUGUAUUAUUCAUCCUGACGUAGAACAAAAUCCAAGGAAACCGACAGAGAAGCCUUUGACAACCGCUCGCAAUAGUGUUAUUGUGAAAUCCAACGAUGGCAAGAAGAUUGAAAAGACAUUCAAAUUGCGCGACGACCGAUCCCAAUCCCCUGACUUAGUAAGGGAAGAACUCAGAGCCAAUUUAAUAGACAGUAAGAUGAUAAAAUGGCUUAUGAAACGUUGCCGAACUCUCCAAAAAAGACAAGAUGAGGACAUUGAAAAAGUUCUCGCCCAUGUCCAGCACGAUUUUCUGGCACAAAUUGAAGAUGCAGAAAAUGCAACAAUGAAAGUACUCAAGGGAAAUCACCAGGCACCCCGGAUUAAAUUGAGCAAGGCACAAGAAGUCUACUUGGGUGCUCUUCAAACCAACUUUUUGCAAUUUAAUCUGCAGUCUAAUUUGCAGAGCUUCCUUGCAAAAUUACAGCAAACGAACAACAAGACAAGUGGAUUCAAAAGAAACCGCAGUAUUCUUGAGCCAUCGGAUGAAGCUUGCGAAGAAUUCAAGACCGCUCUCGUGAGCUGCCACUCUAAAACUGCUACAGAAAGAUCCGUAGAAUAUGCGGACAGUUCCUCGGAACCGAGAAGGAGAGAUUUGCCACAGCAUUUCCAGAUUACUUCAACAGGACCUCAGCGCUCACCAAAAUACAGCCUAGACUCUGAACUCGAGAAGGGUGAAAUUCAGGACCAUCCAGAACUCAAAUUCCGGAAAUUUGAACCUGGUAUUAGACCCGGUCAGCAAAGAAAAGCUAAAAGGGCAAGAAUUGUUAUGCAAGAACAGAUGACGCAAAGUGCCAGUCAGACCGCAGCUCCAAAAAAAGUAGAUCAAACCAGAGCAGCAUACAUGGAGAGAAUUGAUGGAUUGAAUGAUAUCAGCGCAGCCAAACAUUGA
This is a messenger RNA of Botrytis fragariae, 1512 nucleotides long. RefSeq lists its product as uncharacterized. Lineage: Eukaryota; Fungi; Ascomycota; Leotiomycetes; Helotiales; Sclerotiniaceae. The record is from RefSeq and is a predicted model, not a curated record. The transcript is spliced from 3 exons. The coding region runs from base 1 to 1512 and encodes 503 amino acids.